AUGGCUGUGGCGACGGUGAACCUCCGCGCCGUGACCUCCUGGGUGGGCAUCGCCCGGCUCGCUGCCGUCGUGCUGUCCUGCAUCGCCUUCAGCUUGGUGGCCUCCACUAGGGCAUUCGGCGGUCCCUAUGGGACGUGGUGCAUGUUCACCUGGUGCUUCUGCUUCGCCGUGACGCUGCUGGUGCUGGUUCUGGAGCUGCUGGAGCUCUACCCCAAGCUGCCGUUCUCCUGGGAUGACUUCACCUCAGCUUUCUCCAUGCUGGCGGCGUUGAUGAUCUUUACCACCUCGGUAGUCUUCCCCUCCACCUUCAUCAGCAGUCCCUGCAGCAGCAGCAAGGGUGCCCGGCAGGCUGUGGCCCCCGCCGUCUCCUGCCUCUGCUUCCUCGCCUACGCCCUCGAGGUGGGGCUCACCCGCGCCAAGCCAGGGGACAUCAGCAGCUUCCUCUCCACCGUGCCUGGGCUCCUCAAGGGCUUUGAAGCCUAUGUGGCUUGUCUCAUCUUCUCCUUGCUGGAUAACUACAGUUCUGAAGCCGGCCUGCAGUGGUGUGUGGCUGUCUACUCUAUUUGCUUCAUCAUCACCUUCCUCAUCAUUGUCUUCACCAUUGGCCGGUGCCUCACCUACAUGCCCUGCCCGCUGGAGAAGGUGUUGGUGGGCUACAAUGCCCUGGCCCUGAUGAUGUACAUCACCGCCACCAUCAUUUGGCCCUUCUACAGCUUCAAUGGUGUGCAACGCCCCGACCCCUGCAGCAGGGACUGUUGGUGGAACAAGCGCCUGGGGGUCACCUUCCUCACCAUCUUCAACCUCAUCGCCUACUUGGUGGACCUGGUCUACUCCACCAAGAUGGUCUUCGUCAGGGCACCUCCCUAA
Messenger RNA from Opisthocomus hoazin, 867 nucleotides. Its product is annotated as myeloid-associated differentiation marker homolog. NCBI's taxonomy places the organism in Eukaryota, Metazoa, Chordata, Aves, Opisthocomiformes, Opisthocomidae. The record is from RefSeq and is a predicted model, not a curated record. Gene Ontology annotation, cellular component: membrane.